Drosophila eugracilis is the source of this 2239-nucleotide messenger RNA. RefSeq names its product transmembrane protein 47. NCBI's taxonomy places the organism in Eukaryota, Metazoa, Arthropoda, Insecta, Diptera, Drosophilidae. Bases 339 to 1157 code for a protein of 272 amino acids. The transcript has 6 exons. Gene Ontology annotation, cellular component: membrane; cell-cell junction. Gene Ontology annotation, biological process: cell-cell adhesion. The record is from RefSeq and is a predicted model, not a curated record.
UCGAUUUUUGUUCCAGCUCUAUGAGGGAAGCAAAACAUUAUUAUUUUCGUCGUUUUUAUUUUUUGAUUAUAUAGAAAAGUCAGUGGUCGAGGAACAUGUAAAAGUGAAAAGCGACAUAGCUUUUUUAAGCAGUUUGACAGUGAACAGGUAAAAACGAAGAGCAACGAAUAAUUUGGCGAAAGUGCCUAGCAGACGGCGAGAGUGUGAAAAGGCAGCGAAAAGAGAAUAGAGAAAAAAUAUAGCAGUCAGAUUCGUGGGCGUGUGUGUGUUUGUGCGUGUGACAUAUUGUUAUAAAGAAAUUUCAAAAACAAACGUAGUAGAAAAGCAGAAAAACAACAAUGCAUCAGCAACAACAUCAGCAUCAGCACCAAAGCAACCUUGCUGGUUACAACAACAAAAUGAACGUCUUGCCCAAUUACACGCUCAGCGGAAUGAGCUCCUUUGAUGCCGAAUCGCUACCAGAUUAUUCAGAAUUUGAUUCCGAAUCGGUAACUCUGGACUAUUACAAGGAAAGUGUUCUACGUCCACCAGCGGAGAAAAUGGCGCCAACAACAACGAUUGAGACCAUCACAAUCACGAGGCCGCUUAAGGUGAUUGCAUUUAUAUGCGGAGUCAUCGUGGUUGCCUUGAUGAUCAUGGCCCUGGCAUCUACAGAUUGGCUGAUGGCCUCUGACUGGCGGCAAGGUCUUUUUGUCCACUGCAUCGAGGAUGAUUCGGUAGCGCCGCUACCAUUUAAUAUCCAAGAUCCGCCAGGAUGCUAUUGGACCCGAGAUGUGGGUUACAUUAAGGCCACAGCUGCUCUCUGCAUUAUUACCCUGAUAACGGACGUCAUUGCCACAGUACUCACAGGUCUUGGCCUCCGGACGCAAAAUCAUAAUCUAAAAUAUAAGUUCUAUCGUAUAGCGGUAUUGGUGAUGCUUGUAUCCUUGCUGGCCGUGCUGUCCGCUUUGAUCGUCUAUCCCGUGUGCUUUGCCGGCGAGCUUACGUAUGGUAUGGCUAAUCGGCGAGUCUGGGAAUUCGGCUGGGCCUAUGGCGUUGGCUGGGGAGCGGCCAUCUUCCUGUUCGGGGCCGUUGUCCUGCUACUCUGUGACAAGGAGUCGGAGGAGAUCUACUAUAAGGAGAGGAAAAUCGUACAUGAAAACCAAAUGCGCGCCUAGGCAAGGCCGCACGACCUGCCUGACGUCGUUCUGUAGACUAAGUAUAUAGCAACCAACCAACAACAAGAACAACACACACAGACACAUAGAUUUCGAUUUAAAUCAGACUCAAGAACAGAAGCAAUUUGCAGCUAAAACGAAUAUGUUAUAAUUAUGAUUGUGUAUAUCAUGACCAUUUCAAACCAAAAAAUCCGUAGCCAUCAACUACCCCACCCACCCACUACAACCAUCUCAUAGUACUCGGCAUUUGUUUAGAUGAGGUUUCCCCAAUGAGUUUAUUUUGUGUUCGUUUCGAAAGGUAAUCGUAGACAAGCCACAAACACACGACCCACAUCUAUCAUGUAGUCAGUCAGACAAGUCAGUCACAUGUAUGUACGUCUAGGAAUUCUGAAAAAGCUAAUCGCAUUAAACAAAUCCCCUCACUCGUAUAUACAAAUUGCAUGCCCAAUGAGUUCCACAAACAUUGUAACCAACUUUUAGAGCUUGCUUUUCCGUAGAAAUCAGUAAGGAGAGCAAGUGCCAGUUGAAAUUAGGCCUCUUUACAAUAUUGUACUCAUACUCAGCUACAUAUAGAUAGCAAUGUACUCCACAUGUAUCUCAAAACCUAAUCGUGAGCAGAAUCUAAAUUAGAAUUUUUAUAUGUACGUAAUCGAGAGAAGACUAGGUAACCACGACAUAUUUAGCACAAUGUCCCAUCGUCAUUGUCAACGUUUCAUGCCGAUUACGCUUUUAUAAUAUUUUCUUUUAGUGCUCUAUGAAUCCGUUUCGAAUAUUUUAAAUUACAUAUGUGUUUGUCCCAGUUGUAUUGUGCGACUAACACUCAUUGUACUCGAAUAUGAGUUGCUCUUUUACCUUUUGUAAAAUAGUUUAACCAAACUGUCCAGAAUGUCCCCGAGCCGUUCAGUUAUCGUUUAAGCCGAUUUUUAAGUGUAUUAAUUCGUUUUUUGUAAAAGUAUCUUUUGUGUAACCACCUAUUUUUUAAUUAUUUAUUGAUAUAUUUGUGUUCUUACCACACUCGAAAACAUAUCACAUGCAAAUGACAAACAAUAAAAUGUUUAUGACACCUUUUGUUAACACUUUAA